Mesocricetus auratus (golden hamster) is the source of this 11704-nucleotide messenger RNA. RefSeq names its product pleckstrin and Sec7 domain containing 3 (gene Psd3). Lineage: Eukaryota; Metazoa; Chordata; Mammalia; Rodentia; Cricetidae. The transcript has 16 exons. The coding region runs from base 110 to 3988 and encodes 1292 amino acids. The record is from RefSeq and is a predicted model, not a curated record. Gene Ontology annotation, molecular function: protein binding; guanyl-nucleotide exchange factor activity; phospholipid binding. Gene Ontology annotation, biological process: regulation of ARF protein signal transduction.
GCUGCUGGUGAAACCGUGAAACCGUGGUGCUGAGUCAUGUCUGCCUACAGCUGCUGAGGCUCUGAGGUCUAAAACCUGGGCAAGGACCAGCCCUGCUCCCUUGGAGGAAAUGGCAGAGCAGCCUCAGCAACAGCACAUGAAAACUUCCUUCCUCUUCAUCCAGCUGCAGCCCCCCCCUACCCGAGCUACCCUGACUCUCCCCGCCCCUUCUCCAGCCACAGCAGCCUCAACAGCAGCCCCAGGGGGCCAGGAGGAGGGACACAUUUUCCCAAGUCCCAGGACAGGCUUCUUGGCUUGCUGGGAUCUCAGAUGUACACAGGAUUUAACUACUACUCCUUUGAGCCUGCUGCCCGCCGAAAGCCCUGGGACACAGAGACCAGCUGUUUUCAAUUGCUGUUCACUGACGGAAAAGAAGGAAGAAACAGAAAAACUCCAGAAUGUGGAUGUAAGGAGGAGUGGUGUUUGCAGAUCCCCACAUAGGAGGAAUUGCCUGGCCCUGGCCGCUAGGAAACUUGGCCAACCACAACGACUGCCAUGCAGGCUUGCUAGCCCAACUCCUACGAUGAAUGAUGGAAACAGCAGUCCUUCCAUGGGUGGGAAGCACUGGCCAGUCAUUUCUGUCCACGAGGAUCUGUGGGGUAUGGACCCCCAAGCCAGGAAUGCCAUCGAACUCUCAGGUACCCUGUCCUAUGGUGCUGACAGGGAUAAAUGGGCAAUCCAGAGGAGAGGGACUGCUACCCAAGAGGUACUUUGGAAGCAUUGUGAAGAAGUAACAGGUACCACAGUACUGGCAACCAGGGCACAACUCUUCAGAUACUGCCCAAGGAUUCAAAUCAGCCAGAGCUGCCCGGCCCCACCUGCUGCUGUGCCUCUCAAGGCAGAGACGUUUGUUUGGGUUAACAAUGCAUCAGCACAUUCCCAGAGUGUUGCCAAGGCAAAGUACGAAUUUUUAUUUGGGAAGUCAGAAGACAAAACUCCAGAUACUAGUGAUCAUGGAGGAAGCACUUUACUCCCACCGACUGUCACAAAUGAAUUUCCAGAAUAUGGGACCAUGGAAGAAGGAGGAGAAGGCCUAAGAGCCUCUCUAGACUUUGAUGCAAAGUCUCUGCCAUGCCGGCCGCUAGAGCAGCAGGCCGUCCACCUUCUUGCUGGACAAGACUCUACGCUCAGCAGUGUCACAGAAGGACCAAAUGAUGCCUCUCAGUGUCACCCUCAGGGACAAAGUUUACAACCCAUUGACUCUUUAAUUUCUGCUCUGAAAGCUACAGAAGCCAGAAUAGCUUCAGGAACAUUUCAGGCUACAAAGGUACUGAAGGAAGAUGCUAAUUUCUCAGUUCAGCAGGUGAAUGAAGAGCUGAGUACUGCCGGUCACAAGCCACAGAGAACCCAUAGAACAUUCCCUGUUGGCAGAAAGUCACCAGACUUACCUCCUUCAGUGGAAGUACCGACAGAUGGAAAUUUUUCUUUGAACAUUCAGGAGGAUCUGACUGCACUCUUACCUGAAGAAGCUCAGACAGAACUGUCCCAGAUAGCUAAUUACAGGGGACAAGGGCCUCUCUGUGUGCAGGAGCCAGCAUGUCCUGUGUCAUCACUGGGGACCUCAACAGGGAGCCAUAACCCUGUUGACAGAGCUGGUGUCUUGAAAGAUCAGAGGUCUGACCUUGGAAGAGAGCACCCUAGAGGAUGUGAUUCGGGUGUCUUCAUGGGGCGGCAAGGCCGGAUCAAACAUGUCGAGUUUCAAGGAGUAGAGAUAUUGUGGACAGGAGACAAAGCAGAGACCCAGUAUCCUGUAGAUGUUGAGACAUCACCAGAAAGGACAGCCUCUCCUGUCAGCAAGGGGUUUGCCAAAGGACCAAGCCGUCACAGCUCAGCUGCUGGUUUGUGCAGCAAUUCUGUUAAUUUAACUGGGAGUGUUUCGGAUGAAACCUGGAAAGUUCCUUCAGUGAAGCCUGGCACGAACUUGGGGACAUUGUCCCCUGUGCCUCUUGGUGAGAGUGGAGAGGAUGAAGUCUUCCUGAGGGAAAGCAAAGAACACCUCGAAGAAAACCUUGAUCUACAGGGAGAUAAAGAAAGGAUUCUCAAACAGGAGGAGCCCCUGCGGGGAGGAGAUGAUGAUAUUCUUGGGACUGGAUACACGGAGGACUCCACAGAUGUGUACAGCAGCCAGUUUGAAACCAUUUUGGACAACACGUCCCUAUACUACAGUGCAGAGUCAUUGGAGACUCUGUACUCAGAACCUGAUAGCUACUUUAGCUUUGAGAUGCCGCUGACUCCCAUGAUCCAACAGCGCAUCAGAGAAGGUGGUCAGUUCUUGGAGAGGACCUCUGUGGGAGGACACCAGGAUGUCCUGAGUGUGUCAGCAGAUGGUGGGAUAGUGAUGGGCUACUCUACGGGGAUCACCAAUGGACUGCAUGACUCUGCCUCCUCGAUCUACUCGAAAGGGCCUCAAGAGAUGGCCUUCUGGGGAAGUGGAGGCCAUAGGCAUGCUGAGGUGAAAACGCGACCAGAUGCUCAUUCUGAAAUGGGGAGCACCGAAAUUCUGGAAAAAGAGACCACAGAAAGUCUCAGUAAUGGUACUAACAGCAACGUGGAAGCCGCUAAACGUCUGGCCAAACGCUUGUAUCAUCUAGACAGAUUCAAACGAUCAGAUGUUGCAAAACAUCUAGGCAAAAACAAUGAAUUUAGCAGACUAGUUGCAGAAGAGUAUCUGAAGUUUUUUGAUUUCACAGGGAUGACGCUGGAUCAGUCUCUCAGGUAUUUCUUUAAAGCCUUUUCUCUUGUGGGAGAAACCCAGGAGCGUGAGAGAGUAUUAAUACAUUUCUCCAAUAGAUACUUUUAUUGCAAUCCAGACACUAUCACCUCACAAGAUGGAGUGCAUUGCCUCACCUGUGCUAUGAUGCUCCUCAACACAGAUCUGCAUGGCCAUAAUAUUGGGAAGAAGAUGACCUGUCAGGAGUUCAUUACAAAUCUCCAAGGAGUAAAUGAAGGUGUGGAUUUCUCCAAGGAUCUUCUGAAAGCUCUGUACAACUCAAUCAAGAAUGAGAAGCUUGAAUGGGCAGUAGAUGAUGAAGAGAAAAAAAAGUCUCCCUCGGAAGGUACUGAUGAAAAGGCUAAUGGAACACACCCGAAGACUAUCAGUCGUAUUGGGAGUACAACUAACCCGUUCCUGGACAUUCCUCAUGACCCAAAUGCUGCUGUAUACAAAAGUGGAUUUUUGGCUCGCAAAAUCCAUGCUGAUAUGGAUGGAAAGAAAACUCCAAGAGGAAAGCGAGGAUGGAAAACCUUCUAUGCUGUCCUGAAGGGAACAGUUCUUUACUUACAAAAGGAUGAAUAUAAGCCAGAGAAGGCUUUGUCAGAGGAAGACUUGAAAAAUGCAGUGAGUGUGCACCACGCCCUAGCAUCCAAGGCCACCGACUACGAGAAGAAGCCGAACGUGUUUAAACUCAAGACUGCCGACUGGAGGGUCUUGCUUUUCCAAACCCAGAGUCCAGAGGAAAUGCAAGGGUGGAUAAGCAAAAUUAACUGUGUUGCAGCCGUAUUUUCUGCGCCACCAUUCCCAGCAGCCAUUGGCUCUCAGAAGAAGUUUAGCCGCCCACUUCUGCCAGCCACCACAACAAAAUUAUCCCAGGAGGAACAGCUGAAAUCCCAUGAAAGCAAGCUGAAGCAGAUCACCACUGAGCUGGCUGAGCACCGCUCGUAUCCCCCAGACAAGAAGGUCAAAGCCAAGGAUGUCGAUGAAUACAAGCUCAAAGAUCACUAUCUGGACUUUGAGAAAACCCGUUAUGAGAUUUAUGUCAACAUUCUGAAAGAAGGAGGCAAGGAGCUCCUGAGUACUGAGGGAAACGAGGCAGUGGGACUAAAGAAGUCACAUUCAAGUCCUUCCCUGAACCCAGAUGCAUCUCCCGUCACUGCCAAGGUCAAGCGCAAUGUGUCAGAGAGAAAGGACCACCGACCUGAAACACCGGGCAUUAAGCAAAAAGUUACUUAGAAUCCAUCCACGGCCAGGAAGUGCUGGUCAUGGAGCAAAAUAGAGUUUUUCAAGAUCUUUCUGGUAAUCCGUGAAUAUAUUUAAAAAAUAGUCUGUGACUAAAUGGUGCAUUAGUAACCUUUUAUAUUGUAAAUUUUUGUUAGUUUCUGUACAUAUGUCUUUGCUCUUGAGUUCUUGCUUUGAUGAUUUGGGCAACUUUAUAACUAAUGCACCUUUUGUGAGGGGCAGAGGAUUGCAGUCCUUUCUCCUUCAGCUUUCUCUUAUUUGCACUUCUGCACAGUUAUUUUAUGUAUUCCCAGUCAACUGUUGUACUUUUUUUUAGGUUUAAAUUUCAAUCCAUUGUAAAACACUUAACUGGACAAGCAUUGUGCUUUAGUAAAUCCUAGACUUUACAUGUGAAAUCCUGCCCAGUCACGGAGGUGAAGUUGAAUGCUCAUAGAUGCUCACGUACAAACAGCAGUGCUGGGAGUCAAGGUGUCCCAGGGGUGCACUUGGGCACUCAUCCUGGCACCUGGUGUUCAGUGCUGGGCACAGGAGGAGGGGACAUGACGAUGACAGGGCUGGAGGGAGACCUUAGGGAGGCACAGGACUCUGCCUCACCUGUGGCUUCCAUCCCAGCAGAUGUGGAGUCAUCUUGCCUGAAGGGAGGCUGAGGGUGGAUUGAUACCAAGCUCCUUCUGUUUUUCUAAAGGAUGGUGGCAGUAAUCAGCCCUUUGGGAGCUGCGAGCUAAAGCAGUAGGGUGUGUGGUCUUCCAUAGGAAUGUGUUACCUCACUCCCAUGGGGUCUAAACUAGGAAUUGGAAUCAUCUCUGUCAUUGAUGCCCUUCCCGCCAGGAAUAGAUCUAUUUUUGCAUAGAUGUGCAGGCACAGAUCAUGUCCUGGUUGAAACAGAGCAAUGUGGAAAAUGGAUUGCCCAUAUUUUUUCUUUGCUAUGACAGGACAAAUAGGGAGCAAACACAGCUUCAGUUCCUCAUCAGGGGACAGUGACCCUUCAGACCAAAUCUGAAGUCAGUCUGAUCAUAGUGACUGAAGAUGGAGGAACUUGAUGAUUUGUGUGCAGUUCCCUAGCUUAUCCUCAUCUCCAUCUCUAUAGACAUCUUACUCUGUCACUAUUAAGAUUGUUUCUGAAUUUAUUUGUAUAUGUUUGAUCUCACUUUUUCUAUGUACUCAAAAUGGCUUCACCUUACAGUCAAACAGUCCCUUCAAAAUUCAAGGUAUUAAGUAGAAUAUUGCCUGUAGAGGAAGAGAAAGGAAUAUAAAAGGUGAGAUUCCUCUAUGGCUGAAAACUCAGGUUUCCAACCUUGAAACUGUAUUCUCUAAAACUACUAUACUCCCAACAGCAUAUCUUCAAAACUAACAGGAUGACAUUUGGAUAUUCUUUAUCAUCCUUAGACAUUUGCUCUAUUUCUACUUGGUUAGUUGAAGGUACUAUGACCAGAGAAUCAGCUGCUCUUGCAUGAAUAGUAUGAUUCCAGUAAGUUAGAGAAGCCUGUUAGAAAAUCAUGGUAGUUUAUAGAGACAUAUCAUUAGGAUAUAGUAGCAUUUAGUUACAGGAAUAAGUGUUAACCUCUACUUCUUUUCCCUUGUGUACAUGUCCAUCUUGCUUGUGCCCAGGAAUAGUAACUCCUCUCCAAAACUAGAUGCUUGUUUCAUGGUAUUUUGCCACCUAUUGAAAAACUUCCUUUAACUUCUAUCUUGUUUAAGUAAGUCGACUUAGUUUAUAUUUCAGAACCAUGAAGCUAACAUGGGUAGUUACCAUUUUGCUUCAUGUACCUGAACUGCUUCAUAGCUUCCUACUGAAUCCAAUAUUUCCUGAGCAAGUUGCCUUUCUUCUGGAAGGUGAAUUAUCACUGUCUUCUUUUUGCUAAGUAUUUGUAGUCCCUCAAGGGAAAGAGGUACCAAGACCCUUGAGUCUUGAGCAUCAUCUUUGAGCAUCAGUAGCUGAAGAACAGUUAACAUGUUUGAAUGUGUUUGUCCACAGUGUAUGUCUACAUGUGUAUAGAAUGUUUGUGUGUACUUACCUAGAAUAUCUAAUAUACAUUGAAUGGUACCUUGCUGCAGAGUUUCUGGCAUGGAGAAUGAUCUGGGAAUACCCUUAGCAUCAGCACUGCCACUGUUCCUAUUACAGGAUUCAUAGUGUUGGCUCUAGAACUUAUGGUCAUGCUUAUAGAUAAUCAGAAGGCAAAGGCACUUUUGAAGCUGUAAACUAUGGUGUCAGCAUAAUUUAUCUGGAAAAAUAACUAUAACAUUCUUCUGUGAGUUAGAAUCCCAGCCUGCCCUAGUUGAAUGCUGUCCACCUUCCAGGGAUGGGGUCAAAAUGUGCCUUCCCUGAGGCCAAGAAUGUACAGCAGGCUGCAUUUGUCAUAUGGUAGAAACACCUCUGACCUGCUGGGACUCUGAGAUUCUGGUUCAUGGCCAACCCCAUUCCCCCACACUAUUGAGUCAUAAGAAAUGGAAGGUGGUCCUUUGGACAGCUACUUAAACCUGUUGCCUGGUGCACGGUACAGGGAGCUCUCCUCCCCCUCCUCCAUGGUACUUCAUCCUACCCCACCUAUGCCUACUUUCACCCCUACCUCAGUGCCCUGGAGCCUUGGAGUUCCUCUCCAUAUGAUAAAAUACUAUCUACCUUCCAUUAAUACCCUUAGUAAUGAUUUUCAGUGUAUAAAAUCUCAAGUCAUCAAACGUCUUUGAUGAUAGUCUUGUUGCAAACUGACCCUGCAUAAAAUCUGUGUGUGUUGUGAGGCUCACCCUACCCCACAUGCUGACUUCUAGAAAGGUUUGCCAGGAACCCCAUUUAAGAGAUUAAAAUCUUGUUACUACCACUCAGAGUUCUUGUUUUAUUGGUAUAUAUUGUCAUUUCUGAAAUGUACUUUAAAAAUAUACAUCGUUUACCUAAUUCUUAGCAGUGUCUAAUUAAGGCAAGUAUUACUUAUAUGCAUUUCAACCAGUCACAGUGAGAUCAGCAUGUGGGGAAGUACUCUGCUAGAAACACUAUAUAUGUAGAUUCUAAAAACUGCUCUUAGGGAAAUAAGAUGGAGCCAUUUCUCAUGCAACAGUCUUGUGAAGUUUGUAAGGCACUCUCUGCCCUUCCAUUUGUGUCCCUCAAGAUGAGGACCAUUUUCCAGGAAAUUGUGAGGGCAUUGAUUCUGGAGGAGGACACUCUGGCUCUGCUGCCACCUGCCCUUUCUCAGAUAAAGAGCAGGGAUGAAGGGCCCUGAUGGGAAUAAGGAAGGACCAUCCUCAGGUGCACAUCUCAUCUGCCUUGUUGACUAGAAGUCAGUUUCUCCUUUGUCUUCUCAAACGAGAGAGACCUUACAUGAAGUUAGCUGAAGAUGAAAUUUUAAUUCUUUGGCAUUGUUUUCUAGUAGUCAUCAAUUAAGCCUCACUUGACAUUAAAUUUCUUAGUUUUGAACAUCCAAGUUUUUGUGGUUUGGCUUUUAUGGAUGCAAGAUUUUAUCAGGUCAUUUAGCUACCUUCCUGGUUUUAUCAGAGAAUGAUACCUUUGUAAGUUCAGAUAACAGUGUGUUCUUCACUAGUAAAGUUCACACUAGACCCAUUAGAAUUGCCACAUCAGGUACACCUAGACUCUGGUUCAAGAAGAAUAAUGUAACUCGAGAUUCAAGUCAUAUCUGCUUUUGUUUCAGAGCAUCUGUGUUACUCAGACAGAAAAAGACAAGUCAAUUUAGUAGGCAGAGGAUCUCCCUUGCUCCGGGGCCUGUUACGUUCAUUCACCCAGGCCAGGCUGCUGGUGAACCUCUAGAGCAGCAGAAAACCCCCACUCACUUUUGACAUCUGCUAUCAUCAUGCCAUCCAGAGGACUUUCUCAGUCCACUUAAAAUAAUCCCUGAGGUAUUGCAGAGGUACUUUGUCACUGCGUAUCCUUUCAGACUCCCUUUCCAUCCUUCACACUUAACGGGACUGACAUCCGAUGUCAUUCUCAUUCUGCAUCUGUGGAGUGGGCAUCUUCCAACAGUCAGCUCAUUGCAUGUGGAAAGAAUGUUAGGAAAUACUUGAAUCUGCAUGGCAGUUUGCUGGUUGUACGCAAGAGCAAGGAAUACAGCAAGUUACUUGUACAUACAGUAGGUUUCCUUAGGUCUUGUGGACACAUCCUUCGUAAUUUAUAUGUAUAUCUGUUGUAUUAAAGUAUUUGGGGAAUAUUUGUAUAGAUAGUAUGUCACAUGUCCAAGGAAAUGCUUUCUGUCACCCGCUAAUGUUGUAUUUGUGGGUAUUUAUAGUUGUAUGUAUGUAUGUGCAUCAAUGUGUAGAUUAUGUAUCAGUAUAUGGUAUAUGUAUGUUGAAAUUAUUUUUGUCUUUCAAAACCAGUAUAAUAUGAAAAGAACAUUUAAAAACCUCAUAGGAGUGAUUAUAUAGUACAGUUGUUGAGAGUUCAUAUAGUGGUAUUGUUUUAUUAAACUUAAAUUCAAAUGAUAUUUUAUUAAAUUUUUUAGUAAGACUUUACAAUAGAAAAUUCCAUCUUUAAGCUUUGAAUUACCAGGGCAAAAAUGACUUUGAACUACACUUGUGAAUCUAUUGACAUGUACAGUGUGCAAUACAAUGAGAACUCAUUAUAAUUUGGGAAAUACAGAAGUGGGGGGGGGGAGCCAGCCUGUGCAGUCUUAGCAACUUUAGCAUUAAGAACACUUAAACAUAAAGUUGAACUGGCAACUUUGGGCUUAUUACAAAAUGUGAUGCUUUUGAGCUCACGUUCUUUAUUGUUGUAAUUAGUCCAGAACACUACGUAGCUUUCCGAAGAACUCAAUAUGUACCCAGUGUAUCUUUUAUGUACCGGUGUAUAUUUUAGAGUAGAUCGGUCACUCUCCUGGUGCCACAUCCUCACCCUUAUUGGAAAGGAAUAUCACAGACAAUACUGAAGUCUAUCAGGGCAUCCCAAGAUCGGGUACCGUAUUCCAGGUUCGCAAUUGCACAGGUUACCAGCUAGUGUCACAGGUAAAAGGACUUUAGGAACAAGUUAAAACUUUAUUUAAUAUUUUUAUACUUCAGUCUCUUUUCCUGACUCUCCCCAAAGAAGAGCCACUGGCCUUAGUUGUUUGACAUUGUUGCUUAUAUCACAGGUGUAAAUAAUGACUAGAGACUACAGUUUUAUUAACCAGCAUGUUUGGUAUGUUUAAAGCAGCGACUGGGUGUGUUCGAGUGAGUGCUUGGCUGCAGUGUCUUUGUUAGAACACGCUGCCUCAUGUCUUCAUGUCAGAGUCAGAGAAUUGGAACUGUUGGGUCUGAUACCCUCUUCAGCUCCAGGCUGCAGCCCCAUAUUGGUAGUUACAGCUGAGUUUUGUUUUUAUUAACACUUCAGUCUCAAACUAUUUUUACAAAUAUAUAUUUUUUUCGGGCUGGCUAUGUGGCUGAUCAGCAGGGCUUCUGCAGGAGUAUUUCCUCCUAAGAAUUACUUGUGAUUUGCAGAAAACAGCCAUGUGACUCAGAAAUCACACAGAAAAUGAGUAGUAGAAAUAAGGUAUAAUUUAGGCCUUAGUUACUUGAAAUGUUUGGAUUUUAAUAUAAAGCCAUGGAAGUUGUAAAGCCAAGUAAUCAUUUGACAUGGAGAAUAAUGUUCACUCUAGAGAGUAUAUAUGCACAUUGAAUUUUAUGUCAUUAGGAUACUUUUUUAAGCUUUAGAAAUAUGAGUAAUUAGACCAAAUUGAAGUGGAGGGGUGCUGGCUGUUUUCCACUUGGGGUAGCCAUGUCUGUGUUAAAUCUUUUCCUAGGAGAUUCAACGAUUCACUGUCCUCUUAAGUAUUUAAAAAGAAAAUUGAUAUGCCUGGGACCUCAUCUGUGUAUGCAGAGAGAGAGAGAGAGAGAGAAUGUUUAAAGUUAUACAAAUGUAUAACAUUGAGACAUUGAGGGCCAGAGUAGUCUAAAGAAAUGAUGAAUGGAGGUGAUGUAAACUGUGUCACAGAUGUGUUCCAUGAGCCAGGGAACACUGAUGGAGUUCUGGUGUUUGACUUUGAGAGGCAUCACAUUUUCCUGGUGGAUCACUGACUUGAAGGCAUUCUUAUGAUCUCUAGGCAGUGACUCUCCAGCCCUCUGAAGGUGAUUCAUUUAGGAGGGGAGUGUAAAUGGAGAAGCCAUAUUACCUUCAGAGUCCCAAGUGUGGCUGGCCUGCCCUGGCUUUGAGCUGUGGGUGAGAGAGCUGGCAUUGGAGAGUACUGAACAGCCAAACGCUUAUCUAUAGUGCAGGAUCUUCAGGGUGAAUACAGACAGGAACCCCAAUCUAAUGUACUUUUGCAGGGGAGCGUUCACCUUUCACUAGCAGUAAUAUGAAAAUCAGUACCUUACCUAAAUCCCUGAAAGCACUGGUGGAUUGAGAGGACUUUGGGAUUUCACUUAGUGUUUUGCCCAGCAGUCUACAUAUGCCUUUGGACUCACCUACAAGUCCCAGGCACAAGGCUCCAUGAAGGACGACACAGCAGGUCUGAGGCGCUGCUCUGAGCCCUUGCCUCGGGCAGUGGAGAGCAGGGUGGUCUCCCCACUCUGGCGUGUCUCCAUGGCCUUCCACUCCACUGGGGCUUCUGCUGGGUUCCGGGCAGUUAGGAAUCCAGCUGUCCCAGUGGCUUGACCCUGUUCAGGCAAGAUAUCAGCUUCAAGAGUGACUCAUCCAUGGGAGAAGACACAUGGGGGUAAAAAGACCCUCAGUUUGAAGCUAAGGUUGCAUUUUGUCUUUUCAAGAAACAAAUGGGCACGUUGAGUUCUGUUCAGUGUCAGCUGAUAUCUUUGCCUUUGCUCCCAGAUUUCCAGAAAUGGAUGCUACUUCCUUUCUGUGGGAAGGGUCAAGGAACAUAAAAUUGCUCAGCAGUGCUCUGUUCACAGGAGGGUCGUUGAGCAAAGGCCAGCAUGCCUCCCUACCUUCUCUUCUACCUCAAGUGUUUGGAAUUCACUUCUGGAACAGAAAUUAAUACAAGAGUCCAUGUUGUCAGCCCUGUUUCCUGUGGGAUGCACAUAGGAUGGCAAUUUGUAUCUUUUAAGAUAAAACAGGAGCUGGGACUUGGCAGCCUAUUUUAACUGGUUUCUAUUUACUGUGAUUCCAACUGAUUGGCAAUGUAUAACAUUCCUUUACCUUCAAAGUUUUCUCUGCCAGUCAUUUCUGUGUCACCACACUCCUGGUGUCACUUGUCCCUGCAAAUUGCAAAGGUAAUUAGUGACAAAACAGUAGCCUCCCCUUCUCAGUGGCCAAACUGUCAGCUUUUGCAGACCUGGGAAAGCUAGUGGUACCACACCAUGUACUGAAAAACUGUUCCUUAUCACACACCAGACUCAAGAAAUGCCACUUCCAAAUUGUGGCAUUCAUGGUGAUAGUCUUUUGAAUGGAACAGUAAUUUAUGUGGAUAUUGUUAAAGUGUUUAAAGAAUAUUUUGAAAAUUAAGUUUACAUUUUACAAUUGCUUUAUUUUUAUUGAAAUAAUUGUAUAUAAAUAUUAUCCUAUUUCACUGUUAUUAAAGUAAAGCUAAACCAUGUAGACAGUAGGUCAACUGUAUAGAAGCUGUGAUGUAUACAGUAAAUUUCUCUAUUGUGUAAAUGGCCAUGAAUAGAACUGUCCCUGUGUUUUUAUAAGUUGAGGGUAUUUUGUUGUUUUAUAACAACAAAAUUUAUUGCAUUUGAAAUGGUUUUUAUGUAACAGAAAUCAUGCAAACAAUGAAGGAUUAUAAUAUGGUAUAUGUAAAUGUACAAACUUUAGAAAGAAAUAAAUGCAACAAAUUUCAAUAA